This is a messenger RNA of Cannabis sativa, 2357 nucleotides long. RefSeq names its product aspartyl protease family protein 2. Gene Ontology annotation, molecular function: aspartic-type endopeptidase activity. Lineage: Eukaryota; Viridiplantae; Streptophyta; Magnoliopsida; Rosales; Cannabaceae. The transcript has a single exon. Gene Ontology annotation, biological process: proteolysis. The coding region runs from base 474 to 2147 and encodes 557 amino acids. The record is from RefSeq and is a predicted model, not a curated record.
UUGAACAGCUAUACCGUUGUUUAAAGUAAAAUAAGUUUCAAUUCAAAGACUUUGACACUCACAAUCUCACAAAUACAUAUUAAUACUUCAAUUAUUACCACCAUUUCUCUUCACAUUCUCUUUCUUCUUUCUUUACAUUUUUUUUAUUUAUUUAUUUUUCUCUCUUCAUAAAUAAAUCCUUUCUCAAUCUUCCAAACGGAUUUUAUUUCCACUUCCACGCCUGAGUUUUUCUUUUUUUUUGUUUUUUUUCCAAAAUCCCAGAAAAGCUUUGAUUUUUAGAGCUUUUCUCUUUCUGGGUCUUUGAUUUCUGAGAAAAAGUUCUCUUCUUUGAGAGGCAUAGCAAAAAAAAAAUCUGACCUUUUUCCUUGCUUUGCUGGGUUUUUGGGUUUUGUUUCAUUCUUUUGAGUUUUCACAUUGGUGAAGGAUUUUCCCGAGAAACAAACAAGAAGAAAAAAGUUUCUUUCUUUCUUUCAAUGGCUUCUUCUUCUUCUAAGGUGUCGUUUAUAUUGACCAUUCUCCUGGUCUUUUCCGUCGUUUUCAUAGCUAUAGCCGGAAACCACAACAAUCUCAACAGCCCCAAUGGCUCUGCUCUCUCCGGCAUCGAGUUUCCUGAGCAUAUGAGCUUUAAUGUCGUCUCUUCCUCAGAAAACAGUGGCUGCAGCUUCUCCACUUCCCAAAACGACAACCAACCUACAACAAACGACAAUAUUGACUCUCUGUUUUCACUAAAGCCAGAUAAACAAACAGUCAAGCUCCACCUGAAACGGCGGUCGGAGAAUAAAGAAACCGAGCCAAAGAAAUCUCUGAUAAGCUACUCAAUCAGAGACACAGCAAGAAUCCAAACCCUUCACAGAAGAGUAACAGAGAAGAAGAAUCAAAGCACUGUCUCAAAAAAACAAAACAAGAAAUCACCAACAAAGGAGCAAAAAAAAACCAUCUCAGCAACCGCGCCGGCGCCGGCGCCGGAAUCAUACAAGAGUGAGUUUUCGGGUCAACUCAUUGCGACUUUGGAAUCGGGAGUUGGGUUCGGGUCAGGUGAAUAUUUCAUGGAUGUUUUCGUGGGCACACCUCCAAAACACUAUUCCUUAAUUCUUGACACAGGUAGUGAUUUGAAUUGGAUUCAGUGUGUUCCAUGCCAUGAUUGUUUUGACCAAAAUGGUCCUUAUUAUGAUCCAAAACACUCAACCUCAUACAAAAGCAUUACUUGUAAUGACCCCAAAUGUGAAAUGGUCUCAUCUCCUGACCCUCCUCAGCCUUGUAAAUCUGAUAACCAAACAUGCCCUUAUUACUAUUGGUAUGGUGAUAGUUCCAACACAACAGGGGAUUUUGCUCUUGAAACUUUCACAGUUAACCUCACAACCCCGAAUUCGGGGAAAGGCGAAUUCCGGCGAGUUGAGGACAUCAUGUUUGGAUGUGGGCAUUGGAAUAGAGGCCUGUUUAGAGGGGCUGCAGGGUUGUUAGGACUUGGUAGAGGACCUCUUUCAUUUUCAUCACAGCUUCAAUCACUAUAUGGUCAAUCAUUUUCUUAUUGCCUUGUCGAUAGAGAUAGUGAUACCAAUGUUAGUAGUAAGCUGAUUUUUGGUGAGGACAAAGGGUUGUUAGCUCACCCUGAAUUGAAUUUCACUACUUUGGUCACAGCCAAAGACAUUCCUGUUGACACAUUUUACUAUCUUCAAAUUAAGUCCAUACUUGUUGGAGGUGAAAUUCUCAACAUAUCUGAGGAGACUUGGAAAUUGUCAUCAGAAGGGAGUGGUGGGACUAUCAUUGAUUCAGGUACAACACUUAGCUAUUUUACUGAUCCUGCUUAUCAAGUUAUUAAAGAAGCAUUUUUUAACAAGAUUAAAGGGUACCAAACUGCUGAGAUUGAAGAUUUCCCUUUGGAUCUUUGUUACAAUGUUUCUGGUGUUGAUAAUUUGGACCUACCAGAUUUUGGGAUUGUGUUCUCAGAUGGAGCUGUUUGGGAUUUCCCAGUUGAGAAUUACUUCAUUCAAGUCUAUCCUCAAGAAAUUAUUUGUUUGGCUUUUAAGAAUACUUCUUCUAAUGCUCUUUCCAUUAUUGGAAACUACCAACAGCAAAAUUUUCACAUUCUUUAUGAUACAAAGAAUUCUAAGCUGGGAUUUGCACCAAUGAACUGUGCCAAUGUUUAGAGAAAAAAAACACUUCUCAAAAGAUUGAAACAAGUGUAAACAUGGUGGUUCGAAUAGUCAUAUAUAUUUUUUUUUCAUUUUUUUUUACAGGUACAAAAUUAGAUUCAUUUGUUUUUUUUUCCAAUGUUACAUACUGAUGAUAAUAGAUAUAGUAACAUGAUGUAUUGUAUUACAAAGAAUAUAUCAAUGCAUAAUUUAUAUUAUUAUUAA